Cannabis sativa is the source of this 1647-nucleotide messenger RNA. RefSeq lists its product as uncharacterized. NCBI's taxonomy places the organism in Eukaryota, Viridiplantae, Streptophyta, Magnoliopsida, Rosales, Cannabaceae. The transcript has 2 exons. The record is from RefSeq and is a predicted model, not a curated record. The coding region runs from base 1 to 1647 and encodes 548 amino acids.
AUGGGAGUUACUUACGACAAAUCAAUGUGUCGAAGGAAUAAAGGAAUAUAUACUUUCAGAAGCCAAGGGCAAAUCUAUCACACAAUCAAUAAUUUACUACCAUCUGAUGGACGUCCCUCUAAUCUGCAACUAUAUUUUUAUGACACCGAGAAUGAAUUGGAGCACCGACUUAAUGAUUCAAAAUGCAGAUUGGAUCCAUCUGUUACAACUCAACUUAUGAAUAUCCUUCGAAUCAAUCCGUAUUCUAUAUUCUUUCGUUCACUUGGAGAUUUGCCAGAUUUGGAAACACAAAUAAUUCAAGUAAGAGAAGAUGUUGGGCUAGAUCAGCGUGUAUUCAAUGCUCCUACAUCCUCACAAGUUGCAGCAAUUUGGGUGGAAGAUGAUGAAGGGUAUCAACAAGGAGGGCGUGACAUUUUUGUGUAUAAUCAUGAUGGUGGAAAACAUAAAGUUCAGUAUUACUACGGCUAUUACGAUCCAUUACAAUAUCCAAUUUUAUUUCCUCACGGAGAUUGUGGUUGGCAUCAACACAUAAAACGAAUUGGAGGACACACAACCAGAUCCAAUGUUCGUAGCCCAACAAUAGAUCCUCAACAGUCAACCACUACAGAAGAAUUACUUGCCGCUGAAGAACGAGUAUCAAACCGACAAAAAAAGGAAGCAGUAGUUUUGUGUCGCGAAUAUUAUUGCUUCAAGUUACAAAUAAGAGAAGAUGCACGAUCAAUUUUGCUACUCUCAGGACGACUGCUACAACAAUAUGCCGUAAAUAUGUAUGUCAAGAUUGAGACAUCAAGAUUAGACUAUUACAGAAAUGAGCAACAACAUAUUCGGUCUGAGUUGUAUAAAGGUAUAGUUGACACAGUAACGCUUGGAGAAAGAGAUGCUUCUAAUGUUGGCAAAAUGAUAAUAUUGCCCUCUUCUUUUAUUGGAGGUCCACGAGACAUGAGAAAGAGAUACAUGGAAACUAUGACUUUGGUUCAGCGAUAUGGAAAACCGGACAUUUUUUUAACGAUGACUUGCAACCCAAACUGGAAAGAAAUUACCAAUGAACUAAGCCAACAUGAAGAAGCUCAAAAUAGACCCGAUUUAGUUGCUCGAGUAUUCCAUGCCAAACUGGAAGAAUUAAAAGAUAAAUUAUUUAAACGUGAAAUAUUCGGCAAGGUUGCCGCAUACGUCUAUGUUAUUGAGCACCAAAAAAGGGGCCUACCACACGCCCAUUUUUUAAUUAUCCUACAAAGCGAUUGGAGAUUACAUGCACCCGAAUCUUUUGAUGAGAUAGUAUCAGCGGAGAUUCCUGAUAAAAAUACAAACAUGCACUUGCAUAACGCUGUUGUGAAACACAUGAUGCAUGGACCAUGUGGAGAUUUGAAUCGAUCAAAUGUUUGCAUGAAGGGCAAUCCUCCACGUUGCGAAAGAAAUUAUCCAAAAAAUUAUGCACCUUUUACGUCUGUUGGAAAUGAUUGCUUCCCAAUAUAUAGACGCCGAAACAAUGGAACGCACGUGAAGGUGAGAGGCACACACUUAGACAAUCGUUGGGUCGUCCCAUACAACCCGUAUUUGCUUGCAACCUUUGACUGUCACAUUAAUGUUGAAAUUUGCUCUACAAUAAAGGCUGUCAAGUACCUCUACAAGUACAAAUUUCAGAGUUGA